This is a messenger RNA of Closterium sp. NIES-65, 3642 nucleotides long. The record is from the annotation of a GenBank genome assembly. Lineage: Eukaryota; Viridiplantae; Streptophyta; Zygnematophyceae; Desmidiales; Closteriaceae.
AUGCCCGGGUCGGGCGAGAAACACCGCGUCCGUCAGGCGGCCAAAGCAGCGCUGGGUGGGGUGGGCACCCCCACACUGCUCACCCGCGCGGUCGCCGGAACGAAGGACGUAGGUGCAAGGACCAGUACCCCCACCCCUCUGACGCCGAGUGUACCACUCACGGAGCUGCUGGGGCAGAGGGACGUCACGCGAACGCUGCUGCUGCUGCUGCUGCGAGCGCUGACCACCACCACCGCCGCUCCGCUGCUGGGUACCGCCUCGACCAGCUCCACCUCCUCCGCCACCACCGCCUCCUCCGCCGCCGCCUCCCCCACCGUCACCGCCACCACUGCCGCUACCACCACCGCCGCCGCCACCACCGCCGCCUCCUCCGCCGCUGCCACCACUACCACCACCACCCCCUCCACAACUCCCGCCGCCACCCCCACUCCCUCCGCUGCCUCCACUGCCACCUCCACCGCCUCCUCCAGCUCCACCAGCGCCCUUGCUCCCCUUGCCCUUGCCAGAGCGGCGUCUCCCACUAGGGGCAAACGCCGCGCCAACCGACUCGAGACCAAGCAGGUCGGCAGCAGCAGCAGAGGCAACAGAGGGCAGCAAGGGGGGAAGGAGAGCACCCCUCAAAGAUGGGGGCAGGGCAGGCCGGGCAGCUCUGCAGAAGGGCGGCUCGGCGACUCAGCGACUCGGCUGCUGGGCGGCUCGGCGGCAGGGCGGCUCGGGUGUCGGGCGGCUCGGCUCCCGGGCGGCUCGGCGGCAGGGCGGCUCGGGUGUCGGGCGGCUCGGGUGCAGGGCGGCUCGGCUCCCGGGCGGCUCGGCGGCAGGGCGGCUCGGGUGCCGGACGGCUCGGCCGCACUGCUGCUCGGCUGCUGCAGGUGGGCGGCUCGGCUGCUGCAGGUAGGGUGGCGGGGCCGCGAGACCAGGGGCGGCGGGGCCGGCGGUGCAGGGACGGGGACGGCGGGGCCGGCAGGUGAUGGAAAGGGGGAUUUAGGGUUUAGAAUCUGGGAGAAGGGGAUGGAAUCUGGGAGAAGGGGAUGGAAUCGGGGAGAAGGGGAUGGAAUGAGGGAGAAGGGGAUGGAAUCUGGGAGAAGGGGAUGGAAUCUGGGAGAAGGGGAUGGAAUCUGGGAGAAGGGGAUGGAAUCUGGGAGAAGGGGAUGGAAUCUGGGAGAAGGGGCCCCAUUCUCACGCUUUCCAUCACCCUGCCCCAAUCUCCCGCUUUCCAUCACCCCGCCCCAUUCUCCCUCCUUCCAUCACCCCGCCCCAUUUUCCCGCUUUCCAUCACCCCGCCCCAUUCUCCCGCUUUCCAUAACCCCGCCCCAUUCUCCCUCCUUCCAUCACCCGCCCCGUUCUCCCUCCUUCCAUCACCCCGCCCCUUUCUCCCUCCUUCCAUCACCCCGCCCUAUUCUCCCGCUCUCCAUCACCCCGCCCCAUUCUCCCGCUUUCCAUCACCCCGCCCCAUUCUCCCGCUUUCCAUCAACCCGCCCCAUUCUCCCGCUUUCCAUCACCCAGCCCCAUUCUCCCGCUUUCCAUCACCCCGCCCCAUUCUCCCGCCCCAUUCUCCCUCUUUCCAUCACCCCGCCCCAUUCUCCCGCAUUCCUUCACCCCGCCCCAUUUUCCCUCGUUCCAUCACCCCGCUCCAUUCUCCCGCUUUCCAUCACCCACCCCCAUUCUUCCUCUUUCCAUCACCCUGCCCCAUUCUCCCGAUUUCCAUCACCACGCCCCAUUCUCCCGCUUUCCACCACCCCGCCCCGUUCUCCCACUUUCCAUCACCCCGCCCCAUUCUCCCGCUUUCCAUCACCACGCCCCAUUCUCCCUCUUUCCAUCACCCCGCCCCGUUCUCCUGCUUUCCAUCACCACGCCCCAUUCUCCCGCUUUCCAUCACCCCGCCCCAUUCUCCCGCUUUCCAUCACCCCGCCCCAUUCUCCCGCUUUCCAUCACCCCGCCCCAUUCUCCCUCUUUCCAUCACCCCGCUCCGUUCUCCCGCUUUCCAUCACCCUGCCCCAUUCUCCCGCUUUCCAUCACCCCGCCCCAUUCUCCCGCUUUCCAUCACCCCGCCCCAUUCUCCCUCUUUCCAUCACCCAGCCCCAUUCUCCCGAUAUCUGUCACCCCGCCCCAUUCUCCCUCUUUCCAUCACCCCGCCCCAUUCUCCCGAUUUCCGUCACCCCGCCCCAUUCUCCCUCUUUCCAUCACCCCGCCCCAUUCUCCCUCUUUCCAUCACCCCGCCCCAUUCUCCCUCUUUCCAUCACCCCGCCCCAUUCUCCUGAUUUCCGUCACCUCGCCCCAUUCUCCCUCUUUCCAUCACCCCGCCCCAUUCUCCCGAUUUUCGUCAUCCUGCCCCAUUCUCCCUCUUUCCAUCACCCCGCCCCGUUCUCCCUCUUUCCAUCACCCCGACCCAUUCUCCCGCUUUCCAUCACCCCGCCCCAUUCUCCCUCUUUCCAUCACCCCGCCCCAUUCUCCCGCUUUCCAUCACCCCGCCCCAUUCUCCCUCUUUCCAUCACCCCGCCCCGUUCUCCCGCUUUCCAUCACCCCGCCCCAUUCUCCCGCUUUCUAUCACCCAGCCCCAUUCUCACGCUUUCCAUCACCCUGCCCCAAUCUCCCGCUUUCCAUCACCCCGCCCCAUUCUCCCUCCUUCCAUCACCCCGCCCCAUUUUCCCGCUUUCCAUCACCCCGCCCCAUUCUCCCGCUUUCCAUAACCCCGCCCCAUUCUCCCUCCUUCCAUCACCCGCCCCGUUCUCCCUCCUUCCAUCACCCCGCCCCUUUCUCCCUCCUUCCAUCACCCCGCCCUAUUCUCCCGCUCUCCAUCACCCCGCCCCAUUCUCCCGCUUUCCAUCACCCCGCCCCAUUCUCCCGCUUUCCAUCAACCCGCCCCAUUCUCCCGCUUUCCAUCACCCAGCCCCAUUCUCCCGCUUUCCAUCACCCCGCCCCAUUCUCCCGCCCCAUUCUCCCUCUUUCCAUCACCCCGCCCCAUUCUCCCGCAUUCCUUCACCCCGCCCCAUUUUCCCUCGUUCCAUCACCCCGCUCCAUUCUCCCGCUUUCCAUCACCCACCCCCAUUCUUCCUCUUUCCAUCACCCUGCCCCAUUCUCCCGAUUUCCAUCACCACGCCCCAUUCUCCCGCUUUCCACCACCCCGCCCCGUUCUCCCACUUUCCAUCACCCCGCCCCAUUCUCCCGCUUUCCAUCACCACGCCCCAUUCUCCCUCUUUCCAUCACCCCGCCCCGUUCUCCUGCUUUCCAUCACCACGCCCCAUUCUCCCGCUUUCCAUCACCCCGCCCCAUUCUCCCGCUUUCCAUCACCCCGCCCCAUUCUCCCGCUUUCCAUCACCCCGCCCCAUUCUCCCUCUUUCCAUCACCCCGCUCCGUUCUCCCGCUUUCCAUCACCCUGCCCCAUUCUCCCGCUUUCCAUCACCCCGCCCCAUUCUCCCGCUUUCCAUCACCCCGCCCCAUUCUCCCUCUUUCCAUCACCCAGCCCCAUUCUCCCGAUAUCUGUCACCCCGCCCCAUUCUCCCUCUUUCCAUCACCCCGCCCCAUUCUCCCGAUUUCCGUCACCCCGCCCCAUUCUCCCUCUUUCCAUCACCCCGCCCCAUUCUCCCUCUUUCCAUCACCCCGCCCCAUUCUCCCUCUUUCCAUCACCCCGCCCCAUUCUCCUGA